Phacochoerus africanus (Common warthog) is the source of this 1210-nucleotide messenger RNA. It is a transcript of the gene NICN1, whose product is annotated as nicolin 1, tubulin polyglutamylase complex subunit. The record is from RefSeq and is a predicted model, not a curated record. Gene Ontology annotation, cellular component: nucleoplasm. Lineage: Eukaryota; Metazoa; Chordata; Mammalia; Artiodactyla; Suidae. The coding region runs from base 104 to 745 and encodes 213 amino acids. The transcript has 6 exons.
CCUCUCGGGAGUUGUAGUUCUUGGGGCUCGGCUGGGACGCAGGGAAGGACCAUUGGUCCAAAGCCAGGAGCGGCAGUUGUGUUUGGUCCUGGUCGUUGGCACCAUGUCCCGCGUGUCGGUGCCCUGCCAUGUGAAAGGCACUGUGGCCCUGCAGGUGGGGGACGUGCGGACCUCCCAAGGCCGGCCUGGCGUGCUGGUCAUCGAUGUCACCUUCCCCAGCGUCGCGCCCUUCGAGUUGCAGGAGAUCAUGUUUAAGAAUUACUACACGGCCUUUCUGACCAUCCGUGUUCGCCAGCACACCUCGACACACACUCCGGCCAAGUGGGUGACCUGCCUGCGGGACUAUUGCCUGAUGCCCGACCCGCACAGUGAGGAGGGAGCCCAGGAGUAUGUAUCGCUGUUCAAGCACCAGAUGCUAUGUGACAUGGCCAGAGUACUGGAGCUGCGUUUGAUUCUGCGACAGCCAUCGCCGCUGUGGUCAUCUUUCACGGUAGAGGAGCUGCAGAUCUACCAGCAGGGACCAAAGAGCCCUUCCAUGACCUUCCCCAAGUGGCUCUCCCACCCAAUGCCUUGUGAGCAGCCUGCUCCCCUUCUUGAGGGUCUCCCAGACCCCAGCAGGGUAUCCUCCGAAGCACAGCAGAUGUGGGCACUGACAGAGAUGAUCCGGGCCAGUCACACCUCCACAAGGAUCGGCCGUUUUGAUGUCGAUGGCUGUUAUGACCUGAACUUGCUCUCCUAUACUUGAGCCGUGGCUCCCAGUCAAGACGUUAACCUUUUGUGCCCGCGCGGGCCCAGUUUGGGCCAUCAAGGGCCAAAGCAUUUUCCAUGUGUGUUCCAAGUGUUGCCUGCAUGCCUAUUCUGUCUGGGCCACAUUCAGAGAUUCAAGAUUUUUGGAGCUCACUUUGUUGCUUCAGCAUGAGCUCCUGGAGGUGGUGCACUUUGUCCUCACCUGACUGCAACCUGAUAUUCCUUCUUUUCCCUCCCUAAACACACUCCAGUUCUAUUGCUCAGAAUCUCCCUGUACCCUCUAUCCCUCCUGGGACAUUCCUGUCCAACAUGAUUCCUGUCUUCUGCCUGUUCCCCGAUCCUGACUGUAGUGGGCCGGAAUAAUCUACUAGAACAUGCUUUGUCUAGCCUUGGAAGACUGCUGUAGCCUGGCCCUUGCAUUUGGGAGUUUGAGGAACAAGAGCCCUAUUUCUGCCUUCUGCAA